Molecule: messenger RNA, 1741 nt
Organism: Hevea brasiliensis (rubber tree)
Lineage: Eukaryota; Viridiplantae; Streptophyta; Magnoliopsida; Malpighiales; Euphorbiaceae
Product: auxin-responsive protein IAA27
Exons: 5
Coding region: 487-1458 (323 amino acids)
Biological process (GO): regulation of DNA-templated transcription
Cellular component (GO): nucleus
Molecular function (GO): protein binding
Source: RefSeq, a predicted model, not a curated record
UCCGAAUCUCCUUUCCGGCGGAUCUUAGCCAUUAGAGCACACAGCGUCACCUUCCGCCAGCCAACGUUAGCAGUCUCGGCGCACUUUUAGCUGUUAAAAGCAACAAUAAAUUUGUAUAGAUUUCAAAAAGUACAGUAUCGGAAAAAUCGCCGGGAGACUUUCUGCGACCUGUCGGGGUGGUCGCCCACAAGAAAAUGAUAAUAUAAUAAUUCUAUUUUACAAAAUAUUACAAUUACGAAAACUCCUCCAAUUAAUUUAAUUUCCCCGUAUAUAUAUUUCUUUUAAUUUGCUCUUAUACGGUGUUGAUGAUUAUAUAGAGCGAAAACAGAGCAAGGAAAAAGAAAAACUCAAACAAGCUUCUUUGUUUCGUAAUUUAACCAAACCCCAUUUCUUGGUUUUUACUGUGUAUUAAAGCUGUUUUCUUCUUUAUUAUCUUCUUGUUCCUCUACUUGUUCUUGAUACAUAUUUCAUGGUUUUUUCUUUUUCAUGUCUAUGCGCUUAGAGCAUGACUACAUAGGCUUAUCAUCAGAGGUUCCUCCAAUGGAAAGCUCUGAUAAGAAGUUCUCUGCUGGUGGCCUUCACUUGAAAGCCACCGAGUUAAGACUCGGGUUACCUGGGUCAGAGUCACCGGAGAGAGAGAAUGGGAACUCUCAACUUAAUAUCGGUGUGCACUGUAACAACAGCGGAAGCAGCAGCAGCAGCAGCAGCUGCUGCAACAACAACAAUAAUAAAAGCUUUGUGUUAGGUGCCAAAAGGGGAUUUUCUGUUGCCAUUCACGGUGGCUCUGCCAACUGGGUUUUCUCAGGCAGUCCUGGAUCUGAGCCUGCUUUCUCUCCCAGAGCUGCUAAUGCUGGCAAAGUGAUUACUGGGUCGGAUUCGGUUCCGGUUAGCAAAGACGGGUUGCCCCAGUCCCCCAAACCGAUCGCGCAGGAGAAGAAGAAUCAAAUUCUUGGAGUUAAUGGCCAUGGAGUGGCUGCUGCUUCUAAGGCACAAGUUGUGGGAUGGCCACCAAUUCGGUCCUUCAGAAAGAAUACAAUGGCUUCUCACACUCCAAAGAAUGAUGAUGAUGCAGAAGCCAAGUUGGGAUCUGGAUUUCUAUAUAUUAAAGUCAGUAUGGAUGGUGCUCCUUAUCUGAGGAAGGUUGAUCUCAAAACCCAUGGCAGCUAUACAGAACUCUCUUCAGCACUGGAAAAGAUGUUCAGCUGCUUUACAAUUGGUCAGUGUGGUUCUCAUGGAGUUCCCAGCCGAGACGGACUGAGUGAGAGUCGAUUGAUUGAUCUCUUGCAUGGUUCUGAAUAUGUGCUCACCUAUGAAGACAAAGAUGGUGAUUGGAUGCUUGUUGGUGAUGUUCCUUGGAAGAUGUUCACCGACUCUUGUAGGAGGUUGAGGAUUAUGAAAAGUUCAGAGGCAAUUGGCCUAGCCCCAAGAGCCAUGGAGAAGUGUAAAAGUCGCAACUAGUGAGAUAGUGUUGCUAUCAACAGAUCAAAUCCACUGUCUUGGCAAAUGAUGAUAGAUGCUUAUGGUAUUUGAUUGUUGAAAGCUUUUAAUGGGUCUCAAAAUUGAGUUCUCUGUUUCUUAUUUGCUUAUGUUUCUAGUUAUUGCACUUGGACUUGGUUGUAGUAAGAAAAUCUCGGGUAGGGAGGAACAAAAUAUUAUGAACGCUGAGGCUUUAUAGGCCUGUGCCCUCCCCCCCGUUUCUUGUGUAAUCUUAUUUGUGGAUGGCCAUACAAUAUUGUGUGAA